GUAUACGUGAUUUGUAGUUUGUUCUUCACCGCGUUCAUUACGGCCCAGGAGGAUUUGUCGGCGAUUUUGCAAAAAACAAACUAGUUCAAUUUAAUAGCAUCCUAAGAAAUAUUUGCAUCGAGCAGCAGAAUAUUGCUGGUCACAAAGCGGAGAAUUUUUUAAUUGAAUAAAUAAGUUGAAAGCGCUUCAACAUUUCGGACGAUAUGGAAAACAACGCCGGUCUUGAGAACCGUGAAAAAGACCGCGAGCGUCGUGGUCGGGCACGUGGAACACGCUUCUCCGAUGCAGAUACAUCCUCUGCCGCCGGUGCUGGAAAUCGCGACCGUAGCCGUGAGCAGCGACGUAAUUGUCGUAUUUACAUUUCGAAUAUACCCUACGAUUACCGUUGGCAAGAUCUCAAAGAUCUGUUCAGACGUGUUGUGGGUUCGGUGGAAUAUGUUGAGCUGUUCCAUGACGAAAAUGGCAAGGCCCGCGGAUGCGGCAUUGUGGAAUUCAAAGAUCCCGAUAAUGUACAAAAGGCAUUGGAGAAAAUGAAUCGCUAUGAGGUGAAUGGCCGCGAGUUGGUUGUCAAGGAAGAUCACGGCGAACAACGUGAUCAAUGUGGACGCAUAAUUCGUGAUGGUGGCGGCGGCGGCGGUGGUGGUAUGGGUGGAGGACGCGGUGGUGGCGGCGGCAAUGAUGGAGGUUAUGGUGGUAGACGCGAUGACGAUCGAUCAUCUGGUCGUAAUAAUUAUAACAUGAUGUCUAAUGAUUUUGUAAACCCACCAGCGAAUUAUAAUUAUUAUGGGCUUUCAGCGUCGUUUUUGGAGAAUCUUGGCAUAACUGGACCUUUGCAUAAUAAAGUUUUCGUUGCUAAUCUUGACUAUAAAGUGGAUACGAAAAAGCUUAAACAAGUUUUUAAAUUGGCCGGCAAGGUACAGAGUGUUGACCUAUCUGUAGACAAGGAUGGAAACAGCCGCGGUUUUGCCGUUAUUGAAUAUGAUCAUCCUGUAGAAGCUGUGCAGGCCAUAUCCAUGUUGGAUCGUCAAAUGUUGUAUGAUCGACGCAUGACCGUGCGUUUGGAUCGUAUUCCUGACAAGGGUGAAAGCAUUAAAUUGCCCGAAGGUUUGGGAGGUGUUGGCAUCGGUUUGGGACCCAAUGGUGAACCAUUGAAGGAUGUUGCCCGUAACUUGCCCAAUUCCAAUCAAAAUUGCAAUUCAUCCCAACAAAUGGGUGGUGUAAACAAUGGCAACAUGGGUGGUGGCAUGAAUGUCGGUGGCGGCGGCGGUAUGGGAGGUAAUGGCGGCGGCAUGGGCAUGAAUGCUGGACCCAAUGUUGGCGGUAUGUUUGGCAACAAUGGAGGUGUGCAACAGCCGGCACCCGUUGCCCCAGUUGGCAACAAGGCCCAAGGAAAUUUACCCUUAAAUGCCAAUUCCGGUCUUAAUUUGGCAGCUCUAACCAAUGUGGUUGGUGGUUUGGGUGCCGCUCUCUCAAAUCCUCUAUUAACAACUUCCCUGAAUAAUUUGGGCAUUAACUUGGGCCAAGGACAAGGUGGUGGCAAUGAUGAUGCCCUCGCAGCCGGAAAUGCAGGUCUGUCGAACAACUACAGUACAGGAGGUAACAACUACAGUUCUGGCUUUGGCAACUCAUCGGGUUUUAAUGCACCGGCCGGAAACUCUGUUGGCGGAGGAGGUGGCUUUAAUUCGUACAACAGUGCCAGUGGAGGUGGUAAUGCUGGUCCAGCCUUAGAUGGUGACUAUGGCUCGGGUAACGCCCUUGAUAUGUAUGGUUCUGGAGCAGGUGGCAAUGCCGGCAACAAUGCAGGAAAUGUGCGCAAAUCAGAUACAAUUAUUAUUAAAAAUAUACCCUUGAGCUGUACUUGGCAAACACUGCGAGACAAAUUCAGGGAUGUUGGCGAGGUAAAAUUCGCUGAAAUUCGGGGCAACGAUUUGGGUGUUGUGCGUUUCUUUAAGGAGAGAGAUGCUGAACUUGCCAUAGCGCUUAUGGAUGGUUCUCGCAUGGAUGGACGUACUAUUAAAGUAACAUAUUUCUAAAAUUAGUCCACUCCCACCUGCCACGGCUUCAUUUACAAAAACAAAACAAAAAAUUAGAUGAAGUGUUCCACUGAACCUGGACUUGUAUUGACACUUCCCUUAAAUUUUAAUACAAACAGAUAUAUAGUAUAUAAUCUAAACUUAUUUACCAUAUAUGUAUGAUGAUUUCUAACAUUUAGACAUUUAUUUUAAGUUGAAACACUUGUGUAUUUUUAACCAGACAUUCAUUUUAAAUUAGAAGAACCAACCAGCAGCAUAAAACAGACAUCACUUUUGUCAAGUGAUGUUGUUUUAUGUAAAAAAAUAAAAAAGAAUUAAAAAAAGAAACAAACGGCAUUGGGGGAAAAUCUCAAUUUUCAUCCCUCCCUGUUUUACAACCAAAUGAUAUCGUCGUCGUUGUCCCAACAACAGUGUAGUUUUAAAAAAAAUAAAAAAAACUCUCCAUACGUAGUGUUUGAACCGACGACCAUGGAAUUAAUGUAUUCUCAAUAAAAUAACAAUUUUAAGAAUAUAAAUGAAACUUUUAGAAA
Messenger RNA from Musca domestica (house fly), 2563 nucleotides. It is a transcript of the gene rump, whose product is annotated as myelin expression factor 2. The transcript is spliced from 6 exons. Gene Ontology annotation, cellular component: cytoplasm; nucleus. The record is from RefSeq and is a predicted model, not a curated record. Lineage: Eukaryota; Metazoa; Arthropoda; Insecta; Diptera; Muscidae. Gene Ontology annotation, molecular function: mRNA binding. Bases 204 to 2033 code for a protein of 609 amino acids.